AUGUCUCGUGCAAACAGCUAUCAACCAGUGUCACUACCGCAGUCAGCCCCAGAGCCCUCACAGCGUUCUAAUAAAGUCAAUAUACAGGGUUACUACAAACAAAGUUGUCCUAAAUAUCCUACAUCAUUCUUACCAGAUGCAGAUGCCCAAGCUGCUGAUCAAGCAGACACUCAACGUGUUCGGCUCCUCGCAGACGAUUCUCUUGAAGCGUCUAACCUCGCAGCGCAAGUCGGAGUGCUUGCACGCUACGACGGCAAACCGCAAGAUAGCUGGCCAAGUCAGACAUUGACACUCAACGCCCUAGUCGCUACACUGUCAACCAUAUGUCACACAUCGUUGACAUGUACGGUGGGCAGCCUUCUCGCUCAGGCCAAGUGGAACCGGUUCUCGAGUCGUCGCGAGACGGACUACUUCCCUCUCAAAGACUAUGCAUUGCUGGAUGAGGCGUCAAGAGGGAGUUGGGGGAGUGCUCGACUUUUGUACCGAUUUAAAGGAAGCCAUGUGGCCUGCGUUGGCGCAGCACUGUCAAUCUUAUCCCAGGUGUUCGGUCUACUUUCGCAACAGCUGGUGACUUUGCGUACUUAUCAGGUCGAGCUUCGUUCUGCGACGGCUACCGGGCAGGUUGCUCGAACGAUGUGGCUGGAAUAUGAAGGACCUGUAGCGGAAUACUUUGUCGGAUGCACAGUGCAAGCUAGCGAGAUUGCCAUUUGCAUUGGUAUGAUCGCACCCAGCAUCGACAUACCACAAGUGCAAUGCCCGACUGGUAAUUGUACAUGGCCUAUUAUCCCGACAAUCGGCAUUUGCGGGACUUGCCUGAAUGUCACAGAUGAUGUCCGCUUCAGCCGUGUGAACGAAUCCGCGUGCGUGCUGGAGAUACCCAACGGCAUGAAACUGGAAAGAGAUGAAUGCGACCUUCCAUACUACUUUAAUACUGACGACUAUUUCACUGUCGGCCCAGGUUCUGGGCGCGUCUUUUCCUCCUCCUCAUCCUCCUCCUCCUCAAACAUACCAAGGCGGAAUGCAUCGAAUGUAAUUACCGAGUUUGGUGGCAUCGGUGUCCCGAUGGGCAGGCUGAUCACGGAGCUGAAUAUGACGAUUAACGACUCUAUUGCGGCCGAGUGUGCGCUAUGGUAUUGCCUUCAGGCACGGGAGAUCCGGGUCGAAAUGGGCGAGUUAAGAGACAGGAUUAAGGAAACCUGGAGCGAAGUCCUAGUUCAUUACGAACCAGACUUUUCAGGCAAUGCCACGUUCACGAACAUACCGCCUUCGAUGGGUACGGCUACGGGCGACCAAUAUACAAUGGAUCGGGAGCUGCUUUAUGGUAUGAGAGAAUUUGGAGGCGUCUUAAUAAGCAAGGGAGACUUCACUUAUAGCUUCUUCAGCUCAUUCGAUGACAUUCACGGUUGGAUGGAUCGUAUCACAAGCAGCAUGACAAAUGCCGUGCGGAUCAACGGCACUGACCCACCAACAGACGCACGAUACUGGGGUACAGCUAUCACAAGUCAAGUUGUUAUUGUGGUGAGAUGGGAGUGGAUUGUAUAUCCGGCGGUCAUGGUGGUUGCUUCUAUGGUCUAUCUUGUUAUCGAGAUUGUGCGGACUGCGAAGAUUGGUGUGAGACCAUGGAAGGAUGAUCCUCUCUUACCGGUCUGUAUGGAAGUUGAUGAGAUAAUACGGCAGCAGGCUGGUAAGGGCCUUGAUGAGCCUGAUGGUAUUGAGAAGCGUGUGGGCGAGUAUGAGGUGAGGUUGAGGAGAGACGAUGGGUUCUCGAUGGGAUUUAUACGACGAUCAUCUUGUUCAGGUUGA
Messenger RNA from Fusarium vanettenii 77-13-4, 1803 nucleotides. RefSeq lists its product as uncharacterized. The record is from RefSeq and is a predicted model, not a curated record. The coding region runs from base 1 to 1803 and encodes 600 amino acids. The transcript has 4 exons. NCBI's taxonomy places the organism in Eukaryota, Fungi, Ascomycota, Sordariomycetes, Hypocreales, Nectriaceae.